UCCAGAAGCCCAGGGCCCCGAGCGCCAAGCCCAUUGCUCCCUCGGCUGCGGUGGGAGCGGGGAUCUGCGCAGCCUCCGCGGCUCCCGACUGUGGGGGGCCCGCGGAGUAUGUCGGAGGAGAGCGAGAUGGAGAAAGCCAUCAAGGAAACCUCCAUUUUAGAGGAAUACAGUAUCAAUUGGACUCAGAAGCUGGGAGCUGGAAUUAGUGGUCCAGUUAGAGUCUGUGUGAAGAAAUCUACCCAAGAACGGUUUGCACUGAAAAUUCUUCUUGAUCGUCCAAAAGCUAGAAAUGAGGUACGCCUGCACAUGAUGUGUGCCACACACCCAAAUAUAGUUCAGAUUAUUGAAGUGUUUGCUAACAGUGUACAGUUUCCUUAUGAGUCCAGCCCCAGGGCUCGACUCUUAAUUGUAAUGGAGAUGAUGGAAGGGGGAGAGCUAUUUCACAGAAUCAGCCAGCACCGGCACUUUACAGAGAAGCAAGCCAGCCAAGUAACAAAGCAGAUAGCUCUGGCUCUGCAGCACUGUCACUUACUGAAUAUCGCACACAGAGAUCUCAAGCCUGAAAAUCUGCUCUUCAAGGAUAACUCUUUGGAUGCCCCAGUGAAGUUGUGUGACUUUGGAUUUGCCAAAAUUGACCAAGGUGACCUGAUGACACCUCAGUUUACCCCGUAUUAUGUAGCUCCUCAGGUACUAGAGGCACAGAGAAGGCAUCAGAAGGAGAAGUCUGGCAUCAUACCUACCUCGCCAACACCCUACACUUAUAACAAGAGCUGUGACUUGUGGUCCCUAGGGGUGAUUAUAUAUGUGAUGCUGUGCGGAUACCCUCCUUUUUACUCCAAACACCACAGCCGGACGAUCCCAAAGGAUAUGCGGAGAAAGAUCAUGACAGGCAGUUUCGAGUUCCCAGAGGAGGAGUGGAGCCAGAUCUCAGAGAUGGCCAAAGAUGUUGUAAGAAAGCUUCUGAAGGUCAAACCAGAAGAGAGACUCACCAUUGAGGGAGUGCUGGACCACCCCUGGCUCAACUCGACUGAGGCCCUGGAUAACGUGCUGCCCUCUGCUCAGCUGAUGAUGGAUAAGGCGGUGGUUGCAGGAAUCCAGCAGGCUCAUGCAGAGCAGUUGGCCAACAUGAGAAUCCAGGAUCUGAAAGUCAGCCUCAAACCUUUGCAUUCUGUGAACAACCCCAUUCUGAGAAAAAGGAAGUUACUCGGCACCAAGCCAAAGGACGUUGUUUAUAUCCAUGACCGUGAGAAUGGAGCCGAGGAUUCAAAUGUUGCCUUGGAAAAGCUCCGAGAUGUGAUUGCUCAGUGUAUUCUCCCCCAGGCUGGAGAAAAUGAAGAUGAGAAGCUAAAUGAAGUAAUGCAGGAGGCUUGGAAGUAUAACCGGGAAUGCAAACUCCUAAGAGAAACUCUGCAAAGCUUCAGCUGGAAUGGUCGCGGAUUCACAGAUAAAGUGGAUCGACUAAAACUGGCAGAAAUUGUGAAGCAAGUGAUUGAAGAGCAAACCAUGUCCCAUGAAUCCCAAUAACAACAGCUUCAAACUUUUUUUUUUACAAUUUGAAAUUGUAUUCUUUAAUGUAUAAAGUAAUUUUUAUGUAAAUUAAUAAAUCAUAGUUUCCUUUCCACACCGCUCAAAGAUGCUGUGUAGGUUUAGAUACAGGGUUCACUAGUGGUAUAGUUUUAUUUUUAAGAAAAGCUCAGUUCCUAGAGAUAUCCUGUUACUUCAGGACUAUUUAGUCUUAUGUUUGUAAGAUGACAGAUGGUAUUGUCAAGGAAGAUUGUUUGCUUUGUAAUAAAGUAUACAAAAACCACCUGCCAGCGGUAGCCAGAGGACCAACUAUAGGGACCGUUCUUUUCAGUAAACACUUGAAUCAGGUACUGCCUACUCUGUCUCAAUUGCCCUGUGUGUUUUACCUUCUGCACCUUCGGGAGGUUAACCCUAGUGCCGAGAAACUGUUGUGGGUGAAACACUGCAGGCUGCCUGCUGGAACUCACAGGAUGCAACUUGGGCCUGAAGACCUAGCGUCCACAGUGGAAGAGGCAGGAAGCUAAGCCCUCAUUUUUUUGUCCCUAAUUCCUUGAAGUGGUAAUGUUUCCUUUUUGUCACAUUGGUUAAAGGGGUAUUGGUUUGCUUCUUCAACCCAGUGGAAUUUUCUCUUACGUUUAUUCUUUUCAUGAUUACCAGAGCUUUGAUUUCUUUUCCCCUCUUGGCCCACUUUGUCCUCUCUUCUGUCCCCCACAGCACCCACCAGCCCCACCACUUAUUUCCUUGUUCCUCUGGCCCCCUUUUUUGGGAUGAUUUUUCUGAGAAAAUUACAUAUCAUAGAAACUGGUGCCUAUUGGAUUAAUAUCUAAGAUGAUCCAGUGCUUUUUUUUACCUUGUAAAAGUUGCCCUUUUUCUCUGUAAUGUUUCUGCCCGAGUUUCAUGCUGGCGUCCCCUAGGCUGUUUUUAUCUUUUAUCUUGUCCACUACUCUUAAUCUUCAAGUAGUGUGCUUCUGGCCCAAGGAGCAGCUGGGUGCUUUUCUAGUUUUCUGUUGUGCAUGUGGGCUUCCAUAACAAUUGUGUGUGUGUGUGUGCGCGCGCGCGCGCGCACGUGUGCUUUAGGUGAAGGUUUACAGAGCAAAUCAGUUUCCCAUUCAAUAGUUUAUACACACGUUGCUCCAGGACAUAGGUUGCAUUCCCUGCAAUAUGUCAGUACUCUCCCCAUUACCACCCUGAGUUUCCAUUUCCAUUCGUUGGUUUUCCUAACCCCUUACUGCCUUCUCAUAUUUGCUUUUGGGCAUAUGUUGUCCUUUUGGUCUCAUGGAGGUGACUGUUCAAAAGGAGCACUUUUCUUCAUGUGUGUUAUUGUUUAUUUAUAGGUUUGUCUAUUAUUUGGCCUGGUGGUACAGUGGUUAAAUGCUGUGGCUGCUAACCAAAAGGUCAGCAGUUCGAAUUCACCAGCUGCUCCUUGGAUACCCUAUGGGGCAUUUCUACUUUGUCCUAUAGGGUCGCUAUGAGUCAGAAUUGACUCGACAACAAUGGGUUUGGUUUUUUGGUUUAUUUUAUUUCGCUGAAAGGUGAUCUCCAGGAAUGGCUUCAGUUCUAAGUUAGAAGGGUGUCUAAGGGCUGUAGUCUUGGGGGUUACUUCAGUCUCUCUCAGACCAGUAAAUCUGGUCUUUUUUAUGAAUUUGUAUUUUGUUCUACAUUUUUCCCCCACUCUAACUGGGACCUUCUAUUGUGAUCCUGGCCACCGCGGUCGGUAGUGGUAGCCAGGCACCAUCUAGGUUUUCUGGUUUCAGGCUGGUGGGGGCUGUGGUUCAUGUGGUUCGUUAGUCCUUUGGACUAAUUGUUUCCUUGAGUCUUUGGUCUUCUUCACUCUCUUUUGCUCCGGACGUAUCUUAGAUGGCUACUUGUAAGCUUUUAAGACCCCCAGAUGCUACUCACCAAAGUAGGAUAUAGGCUUUCUUUAUGAAUUACAUUAUGCCAAUUGAGCUAGAUGUCCCUUGAGACUAUGGUCCUUAGCCUUCAAGCACAGUAACUUAGUCCUGUGAGGUAUUUGGUUAUGUCUAGGUUGUUUCCAUGACUGCCCCGUGUGCUCUACUAUAUGUAUGAAUAUACAUGGAGCGCAUACAGAUACAUAUGUAGAAAUAUCCACAGCCAAAUCUACAUAUGCACAUGGCUAUGCUCCCGUAUGCCCUCCCACACCUGUUCGGCGUACUUACCUACAUAGAUAGGUAAGUUAUUGUUAUUCCUGUUGUUGCAGGGUUGUAUAUGUUAUAAUAUUUACCUUCCUUGCCUUUUAUUCUUGUGUACCUCCCAGUGUCUUCCCUUGCCUUGUUUAUGUUUUGCUGACUUCCCCCACAUUGUGUACUGCCUUUUCCUUCACCAAAGUUAACACGUCUACUCUUUAUUGAUUUUCCCUUCUUCCCCCUUCCAUUCCUGGUAACCAAAAAAUGUUUCUUUUUGUGUGUAAACCUUUUCUUGCCUAUUUAUAAUAGCGAUGUCAUACAAUAUUUGUCUUUUUGUAAGUGACUUAUUUCACUCAGCAUAAUGUCCUCCAAAUUCAUUCAUUUUGUGAGAUGUCUCAUGAAUUCACCAUUAUUCUUUAUUGUUGUGUAGUAUUCCAUUGUGUAUUUUAAAAAAACCAAACCCAUUGCCAUCGAGUCAGUUCCAACUCAUAGUGACCCUAUAGGACAGAACAGAAAUUGCCCCAUAGGGUCUGCAGUUUGAAUCCACCAGGCGCUCCUUGGAAACUCUAUGGAGCAGUUCUGCUCUGCCUUAUAGGGUUGCUAUGAGUCGGAAUCGAAUCGAUGGCACUGGGUUGUUGGGUUUUUAAUGGCUAAUGAUGGAAGCAUCUCUUCAGGUGUUUGUUAGCUGCCUGAAUGUCUUCUUUGGUGAAUUGUCUGUUCAUGUCCUUUGACCAUUUUUUACUUGAGUUGUCUUUUUGUUAUUGAGGUGUUUUAAGUUUUCUAUAAAUUUUAGAGAUUAGACCCUUGUCGGCUAUGUCAUAGCUAAGGUUUUUUCUGAGUCUAUAGGUUCUCUUUUUACUCUCUUGGUGAAAUCUUUUGGUGAGUAUAAGUGUUUAAUUUUUAGGACAUCCCAGUUACCAAGUGUAUUUUCUGCUGCUUAUACAUUUUUCGUUGUAUUUGGUAUUCUAUUUAUGCCAUAUAUUAGGGCCCCUAGCAUUGACCCUAUUUUUUCUUCCAUGAUCUUUAUGGUUUUAGGUUUUACAUUUAGGUCUUUGAUCUAUUGAGUUAGUUUUUGUGUAUGGUUUCAGGUAUGGAUCUUGUUUCAUUUUUCUGCAAAUGGAUAUCCAGUUUUGCCAGCAUCAUUUGUUAAAGAGUCUAUAUCUUCCCCAUUUAAUGAACUUUGACCUUUUGUCAAAGAUCAGCUGUCCAGAGUUGGAUGGAUUUACUUUGGGGUUCUUGAUUCUGUUCCAUUGGUCUAUGUGUCUGUCGUUAUACCAGUACCAGGCUGCUACCUACUACCAUGGUACGUACUACCAUGGCUGUAUAGUAGGUUCUGAGAUUGAGAAAUAUGAGGCCCCCUAUUUUGUUCUUCUUCCUCAGUAAUGCUUUGCUUAUCCGGGAUUGCUUUCUUUUCCAUAUCAAGUUGGUGAUCAGUUUUUCCUGUUAAAGAAUGCCGUUAGAAUUUCGAUUUCACUGUACCUGUAGAUUGCUUUGGGUAGUACUGACAUUUUCACAAUGUUAAGUUUUCCUAUCCUUGUGCAUGGUAUGUUUUCCAUUUAUGUAGGUCCCUUAGUUUCUUGCAGUAGUGUUGUAUAGUUUUCUUUGUAUAAGUCUUCUAUGUCUCUAGAUUUAUUCCUAAGUAUUUAUGUUUUUGAGGGCUAUUGUAAACGGUAUUUUUUGCCUGAUUUCCUUUUCAGAGUUCUCUUUGUUGAUGUAUAGGAAUUCAACUGAGUUUUGUGUGUUGAUAUUGUCUGCUGCCAAUUUGCUGAAUUAUUCUGUUUUUUCCAGUAGCUUUCUUGUGGAGUCGCUGGGAUUUUCUAUGUAUAUGAUCACAUUAUCUGUGAUUAGGGAUAGUUUUACCUCUUCCUUACCAAUUUGUGUUGUUGUUAGGUGCUGUCAAGUCGGUUCCAACUCAUACGGACCCUAUGCACAACAGAAGGAAACACUGCCCGGUCCUGUGCCAUCCUCAAAAUCAUUGUUAUGCUUGAGCUCAUUGUUGCAGCCACUGUGUCAAUCUACCUUAUUGAGGGUUUCCUCUUUUCUGCUGACCCUGUACUCUGCCCAGCAUGAUGUCCUUCUCCAGGGACUGAUCCCUCCUGACAACAUGCCCAAAGUAUGUAAGACGCAGUCUCGCCAUCCUUGCUUCUAAGGAGCAUUCUGGCCGUACUUCUUCCAAGACAGACCUGUUCGUUCUUUUGGCAGUCCAUGGUAUAUUCAAUAUUCUUUGCCAACACCAAAAUUCAAAGGCUUCAAUUCUUCUUCAGUCUUCCUUAUUCAUUGUCCAGCUUUCACAUGCCUGUGAUGCGACUGAACAUACCACGGCUUGGGUCAGGCACACCUUAGUCUUCAGGGUGAUAUCUUUGUUCUUCAACACUUUGAAGAGGUCCUUUGCAGCAGAUUUACCCAAUGCAAUGCGUCUUUUGAUUUCUUGACUGCUGCUUCCAUGGCUGUUGAUUGUGGAUCCAAGUAAAAUGAAAUCCUUGACAACUUCAAUCUGUUCUCCGUUUAUCAUAAUGUUGCUCAUUGGUCCAGUUGUGAGGAUUUUUGUCUUCUUUAUGUUGAGGUACAAUCCAUACUGAAGGCUGAGGUCUCUGAUCUUCAUUAGUAAGUGCUUCAAGUCCUCUUCACUUUCAGCAAGCAAGGUUGUGUCAUCUGCAUAACACAGGUUGUUAAUGAGUCUUCCUCCAAUCCUGAUGCCCCGUUCUUCUUCAUAAAGGCCAGCUUCUCGUGUUAUUUGUUCAGUAUACAGAUUAAAUAGGUUUGGUGAAAGAAUACAACCCUGACGCACACCUUUCCUGACUUCAAACCAAUCAAUAUCCCCUUGUUCUGUCUGAACAACUGCCUCUUAGUCUAUGUAAAGGUUCCUCAUCAGCACAAUGAAGUGUUCUGGAAUUCCCAUUCUUUGCAGUGUUACCCAUGGUUUGUUAUGAUCCACACAGUCAAAUGCCUUUGCAUAGUCAAUAAAACACAAGUAAACAUCCUUCUGGUAUUCUCUGCUUUCAGCCAGGAUCCAUCUGACAUCAGCAAUGGUAUCCCUGGUUCCACGUCCUAUUCUGAACUGGCCUGAAUUUCUGGCAGUUCCCUGUUGAUAUACUGCUGCAGCUGUACUUGAAUGAUCUUCAGCAAAAUUUUGCUUGCGUGUGAUAUUAAUGAUAUUGUUCUAUAAUUUCCACGUUUGGUUGGAUCACCUUUCUUGGGAAUAGGCAUAAAUAUGGAUCUCUUCCAGUCAGUUGGCCAGGAAGCUGCCUUCCGUAUUUCUUGGCAUAGACGAGUGAGCACCUGCAGCACUGCUUCUGUUUGUUGAAACAUCUCAAUUGAUAUUCCAUCAAUUCCUGGAGCCUUGUUUUUUGCCAAUGCCUUCAGAGCAGCUUGGCCUUCUUCCUUCAGUACCAUUGGUUCCUGAUCAUAUGCCACCUCUUGAAAUGGUUGAAUAUCGACUAAUUUUUUUUUUGGUGUAAUGACUCUGUGUAUUCCUUCCAUCUUCUUUUGAUGCUUCCUGCAUCAUUUAAUAUUUUCCCCAUGGAAUCCUUCACUAUUGCAACUCGAGGCUUGAAUUUUUUCAUCAGUUCUUUUGGCUUGAGAGACACGGAGCAUGUUCAUCCCUUUUGGUUUUCCAACUCCAGCUCUUUGCACAUGUCAUUAUGAUACUUUACUUUGUCUUCUUGAGAGGCCCUUUGAAAUCUUCUGUUCAGUUCUUUUACUUCAUGAAUUCUUCCUUUUGCUUUAGCUGCUCAACGCUCAAGAGCAAGUUUCAGAGUCUCCUCUGGCAUCAAUCUUGGGUCUUCUCUUUCUUUCCUGUCUUUCAGUGACCUCUUGCUUUCUUCAUGGAUGAUGUCCUUGAUGUCAUUCCACAGCUCGUCUGGUCUUCGAUCACUGGUGUUCAAUGCAUCAAAUCUAUUACGAUGGUCUCCAGAUUCAUGUGGGAUAGACUCAAGGUCAUAUUUUGGCUCUCGUGGAUAUGCUCUGAUCUUCUUCAGUUUCAGCUUCAACUCGCAUAUGAGCAAUUGAUGAUCUGCCACAGUUGGCCCCUGGCCUUGUUCUGACUGAUGAUAUUGAGCUUUUCCAUCGUCUCUUUCCACAGAUGUAGUCAGUUUGAUAUCUGUGUGUUCCAUCUGGCGAGGUCCAUGUGUAUAGUCACCGUUUAUGUUGGUGAAAGAAGGUAUUUGCAAUGAAGAAGUCGUUGGUCUUGCAAAAUUCUAUCAUUUGAUCUCCAGCAUUGUUUCUAUCACCAAGGCCACACUUUCCAACUACUGAUCUUCUUGUUUCCAACUUUCAGAUUCCAAUCACCAGUAAUUAUCAAUGCAUCUUGAUUGCAUGUUCAAUUAAUUUCAGACUGCAGCAGCUGAUAAAAAUCUUCCAUUUCUUCAUCUUUGGCCCUAGUGGUUGGUACCUAUAUUUGAAUAAUAGUUGUAUUAACUGGUCUUCCUUGAAGCCGUAUGAAUAUUAUCGUAUCACUUACAGCAUUGUACUUCAGGAUACAUCUUGAAACAUUGUUUUUGACGAUGAAUGGAACACCAUUCCUCUUUGAGUUGUCAUUCCCAGCAUAGUAGACUAUAUGAUUGUCCAAUUCAAAAUGGCCAAUACCAGUCUAUUUCAGCUCACUAAUGCCUAGGAUAUUGAUGUUUAUGCAUUCCAUUUCAUUUUUGACGAUUUCUAAUUUUCCAUGAUUCAUACUUUGUACAUUCCAGGUUCUGAUUAUUAAUGGAUGUUUGCAGCUGUUUCUUCUCAUUUUGAGUCAUGCCACAUCAGCAAAUGAAGGUCCCAAAAGCUUUACUCCAUCCACAUCAUUAAGGUCCACUCUACUUUGAGGAGGCAGCUCUUCCCCAGUCAUGUUUUGAGUGCCUUCCAACCGGGGGGGCUCAUCUUCCAGCACUAUAUCAGACAUCGUUCUGCUGCUAUUUAUAAGGUUUUCAAUGGCUAAUGCUUUGGUUUAAUGCUUUUCAGAAGUAGACUCCCGGGUCCUUCUUCCUAGUCUGUCUUAGUCUGGAAGGUCAGCUGAAACCUGUCCUCCACGGGUGACCCUGCUGGUAUCUGAAUACCAGUUGCAUAGCUUCCAGCAUCACAGCAACACCCAAGCCCCCACAGUAUGAAAACCUGACAGACACGUGGGGGUUACCAAUUUAUAUGCCCUUUAUUUCCUUUUCUUGCCUUACUGUCACGCUAGGACUUCUAAUACAAUAUUGAAUAAGAGUUGGGAUAAAGGGCUUCCUUGUCUGAGUCCCGUUCUCAAGGGCAAUGCUUUCAGUUUCUCUCUGUUGAGAAUAAUGUUAGCUGUUGCUUUUGUAUAUAUGCCCUUAAUUAUGUUGAGGAAUUUCUCUCUUCUCCUACUUUGCUGAGAGGUUUUAUCAAGAAUGGGUGUUAGAGUUUAUCAGAUGCCUUUUCUCCAUCAAUUGAGAUGAUUAUGUGAUUCUUGUUUUUUAUGUGCUGGAUUACGUUCACUGACUUUCUAACGUCGAACCAUCCUUGCAUACCUGGUAUGAAUCCCACUUGGUAAUGAUGCUUUAUUUUUCUAACAUGCUGUUGUAUUCUAUUGACUAGAAUUUUGUUGAGAAUUUUUACAUCUGUAUUCUUGACGGAUAUUGGUUUAUAAUUUUCUUUUUUACCAGUGUCUUUCAGGGUUAUGCUGGCUUCAUAGAAUCAAUUUGGGAGUAUUCCUUCCUUUCCUAUGUUCUGAAAUAGUUUAAGCAGUGUUGGUGUCUACUUUUCUCUGAAUGUUUGGUAGAAUUCUCCAGUGAAGCUGUCUGGGCCAGGGCUUUUUUUUCUGUUGUUGUUGAGAGUUUUUUAAUGACCUCUUCAAUUUCUUCUUUGUUAUGGGUCUGUUCAGGUUUUCUUUUUUUUUAAUUUGUUUUUAAAUUGUACUUUAGAUGGUUUACAGAGCAAACAAGCUUCUCAUUAAACAUUAAUACACAUAUUAUUUUGUGACAUUGGUUGCCAACCCCAUGACAUGUCAACACUCUGCUCUUCUCGACCUUGGGUUUCCCAUUACCAGCUUUCCUGUCCCCUGCUGCUUUCUUAUCCUUAUCCCUGGGCUGCUGUGCCCAUUUAGUCUCAUUUUGUUUUAUGGGCCUGUCUCAUCUUUGGCUGAAGGGUGAACCUCAGGAAUGACUUCCUUACUGAGUAAAAGGGUGUUUGGGGGCCAUACUCUUAGAGUUUCUCUAGUCUCUGUCAGACCAGUAAGUCUGGUCUUUUUUUUUUUGUUAGAAUUUUGUUCUACAUUUUUCUCCAGCCUUGUCUGGGACCCUCUACUGUGAUCCCUGUCAGAACAGCUGGUGGUGGUAGCCAGGCACCACCUAGUUAUGCUGACUCAGUCUGGUGGAAGCUGUGGUACUUGUGGUCCUUUAGUUCUUUGGACUAAUCUUUCUCUUUUGUCUUUGGUUUUCUUCAUUCUUCCUUGCUCCAGAUGGGGUGAGACCAGUGGAUUAUGUUAGAUGGCUACUCAAGCUUUUAAGACCCCAGACGCUACUCACCGAAGUAGAAGAUAGAACAUUUUCUUUGUAAACUAUGUUAUGCCAUUUGAGCUAGAUGUUCCCAGAGACCAUGGUCCCCACAGCCCUCACCCCAGUAAUUUGGUCCCUCAGGGAGUUCGGAUAUGUCUGUGGAGCUUUCAUAACCUUGCCGUGGACAAGUUGUGCUGGCUUCCCCAGUAUUGUAUACUAUCUUACCCUUCACCAAAGUUACCACUUACCUAUUGUCUAGUUAGCGUUUUUCCCUCCCCAUCCCACUCUACCCUCGUAACCGUCAAAGAUGGUGUGUAAACCAGUCUCAUACAAUAUUUGUCCUUUUGUGACUGACUUAUUUCACUCAGCAUAAUGCCUUCCAGAUUCAUUCAUGUUGUGAGAUGCUUCACACAUUCACCAUUGUUCUUUAUUGUUGGGUAGUAUUCCAUUAUGUGUCUGUACCAUAGUUUGUUUAUCCAUCAUCUGUUGAUGGGCACCUAGGUUGUUUGCAUCUUUUUGUUACUGUGAACAAUGCUACAGUGAACAUGGGUGUGCAUAUGUCUAUUCGUGUGAUAGCUCUUAGUUCUCUAGGAUAUAUUCCUAGGAGUAGGAUUGCUGGAUUAUAUGGCAUUUCUAUUUCUAGCUUUUUAAGGAAGUGCCAUAUCGUUUUCCAAAAUGGUUGUACCAUUUUGGAUUCCCAUCAGCAGUACAUAAGAAUUCCAAUCUCCCCUCAGCCUAUCCAACAUUUGUUAUUUUCUCUGUGUGUGUGUUUUUUUUUUUAUUUGUGACAGUAAUGUUGGGGUGAGAUGGUAUCUCAUUGUGGUUUUGAUUUGCAUUUCUCUAAUGGCUAGUAAUCACAAGCAUUUCCUUAUGUGUCUGUUAGCCACUUGAAUGUCUUCUUUGGUGAAGUGUCUGUUCAUAUCCUUUGCCCAUUUUUUAAUUGGAUUGUCUUUUUGUUGUAGAGGUGUUGGAGUUUCCUAUAGAUUUUAGAGAUUAGGCCUUUGUUGAAUUUGUCACAGCCAAAAAUUUUUCCCCAGUCCAUAGGUUCUCUUUUUACUCUUUUGGUGAAGUCUUUUGAUGAGCAUAAGUGUUUAAUUUUUAGAAGAUGCCAGUUAAUCUAGCUUAUCUUCUGGCAUUUGGCUAUUUAGUUAUAGUUUGUAUCCUGUUAAUGCUGUGUAUUAGGGUCUCUGGUGCUGACCCUAUUUUUUCUUCUAUGAACUUAUAGUUUUUGGUUUUAUAUUUAGGUCUUUGAUCCAUUUUGAAUUAGUUUUUGUGUAUGGUGUGAGGUAUGAGCCCUGUUUCAUUUUUUUUUUUUUCAGAUGGACAUCCAGUUUUGCCAGUACUAUUUGUUAAAAAGACUGUCUUUUCCCCACUGGUGGACUCUGGGUCUUUAUCAAAGAUCAGGUGACCACAGGUGGCUGCAUUACAUCUGGUUCUCAGUUCUGUUCCUUUGGUCAAUGUAUCUGUCAUACCAGUACCAGGCUGUUUUGACUACCAUAGCUGUGUACAGUAGGUUUUGUGGUCAGGUAGUGCGAGCCCUCCUACUUUAUUAUUCCUCUUCAGUAGUGCUUUACUUAUCCGGGGCCUCUUCCCUUUCCAUAUAAAGUUAAUGAUUAGUUUUUCCAUUGCUUUAAAGAAUGCUUUGGUAUUUGGAUCAGGAUUGCAUUGAAUUUUUAGAUUACUUUGGGUAGAAUUGACGUUUUCACAAUGUUAAAUCUACCUAUCCAUGAGCAUGGUAUAGCUUUUCCAUUUAUGUAGGUUCUGUUCAGAUUUUCUACCUCAGUUUGUGUUAGUUUGGGUAGGUAGUGUAUUUCUAGAAAGUUUUCCAUUUCUUUUAGGUUUUCUAAUUUGUUGGAGUAUAAUUUUUCGUAAUAUUCUGUUAUGAUCCUUUUUAUUUCACUUGGUUCUGUUGUAAUGUCACCAAUUUGAUUUCUUAUUUAGGUUAUUUGUAUCUUUCUGAAUUUGGUCUGUUCAUCAAUUUUAUUAAUCUUUUCAAAGAACCAGCUUCUAGUCUUGAUUCUUUUGAUUGUUUUUCUGUUUUCUGAUUCAUUUAUUUCUGCUCUAAUCUUUUUUCUUCUAGUGGCUGGCAGCUUCCUUUGCUGUCUUUUUUUUUUUUUUCCUAUUUGUUCAAAUUGUAGGGUUAAGGUAUUGAUUUUGGCCCUGUCUUCUUUUUUUAUGUGUGUGUUUAUUGCUAUAAAUUGAUCUCUGAACAUUGCUUUUGUCCCAGAGGUUUUGGUAUGUUGUGUUUUCAUUCUCAUUUCAUUCUAAGAAUUUUUUUUUUUUUUUUUACUGUGCUUUAAGUGAAAGUUUACAGCUCUAGUUUCUCAUACAAAAACUUAUACACAUUGUUAUGUGACCAUAGUUGCUCUCCCUAUAAUGUGACAGCACACUCCUCCCUUCCACCCCAGAUUUCCCGUGUCUGUUCAACCAGCUCCUGUCCUCUUCUGCCUGUUCACCUCACCUCUGGACAGAAGCUACCCAUUUAGUCUCAUGUUAUCUACUUUUACUAAGAAGCAUGCUCUUCACAAGGAUCAUUUUAUAUCUUAUAGUCCAGUCUAAUCUUUGAGGAGUUGGCUUUGGAAUGGUAUUAGUUCUGGGUUAACAGAGAGUCUGAGGGCCAUGUCUUCUGGGGUUCCUAUAGUCUCAGUCAGACCAGUAAAUAUACAUUUUUGGCUAGAAUUUGAGUCCUGCACUCCACUUUUCUUCUGCUCCAUCAGGGACGCUCUGUUCCCUGUCAGGGCGGUCAUUGGUGGUAGCCAGGCACUGUCCAGUUCUUCUGGUCUCAGGUUGAUGGAGUCUCUGGUUUAUGUGGCCCUUUCUGUCUCUGGGCUAAUAAUUUCCUUGUGUUUUUGGUAUUCUUCAUUCUUCUUUGCUCCAGGUGGGUUGGGACCAAUUGAUGCAUCUUGGGUGGCUGCUCACUAGCUUUUAAGACCUUAGAUGCCACUCACCAAAGUGGGAUGCAGAACACUUUCUUAAUAAACUUGGCUAUGCCAGUUGACCGAGAUGUCCCCUGAAGCCAUGGUCCCCAGACUCCUGCCCCUGCUCUGUCCCUGAAGUGUUUGGUUGUAUUCAGGAAACUUCUUAGUUUUUGGUUUAGUCCAGUUAUGCUGACUUCCCCUGUAUUGUAUAUUGCCCUUCCCUUCACCUAAGAUAAUUUAAUUCCAAGAGUUUAUUUCAUUUUUAAUUUCUUAUAUUACUCAGUGCUUUUUAAGCAAGGUGUUACUCAGCUUCCAUGUAUUUGGAUUUUUUUCCUUGUUCUUCCUGUUAUUGAUUUCUGGUUUUUAUUGCAUUGUGAUCUGAGAAGAUGCUUUGCAUUAUUUGGAUUUUUUAAAAAUGUAUUGAGGCUUGCUUUGUGGCCUACAGUAUGGUGUAUUCUGGAGAAUGAUCCAUGUGUGCUGGAGAAGAACGUGUACAGUGUUGCUGUUGGGUGGAACAUUUUGUGUGUGUGAGGUCCAGUUGCUUGAUUGUGAUGUUUAGAUCUUCUGUAUGAUUGUUGAGUUUCUCACUGGUUGUUCUGUCCUUCCUCGAAAGUGGCAUGUUAAAGUCUCAUACUAUUAUUGUGGAACUAUUUCUCAUUUCAAUUUUUUUAGAGUUUAUGUCUUUGGGAGCUCUGUUUUCAGGUAUGUAAAUAUUUAUUAUGGUUAUGUCUUCUUGGUGGAUUGACCUUUAAUCAUUAUAUAGUGCCCUUCCUUGUCUCUUAUGUUGGAUUUUGCUUUAAAGUCUAUUUUAUCAGAAAUUAAUAUUGCCACUCUUGCUCUUUUUUCAUUACUGCUAGCUUGAUAAUACUUUUUUCCAUCAUUUGAUUUUUAGCUUAUUUUUACCUUUGUGUCUAAGAUCUGUCUCAUAUAGGCAAUGUAUUGAUGGGUCAUUUUUUAAAUACAUUUCGUUACUCUCAGUCUCUUGACUGGUUCGUUUAACCUAUUUACAUUCAGUAUGAUUACUGAUAGGUAGGAAUUUACCACUCUCAUUUUGUGUGCUUUUUUCGUGGUGUUGACGGUUUCUUUGUUCUGCUUACUUUUCCAUACUGAGUUCUUCUUGUUUAUGGAUUUCAUUUCCUUCGUUGUUGAUUCGGUGUAGUCUACUGAGUCUUUCUGGUUUUCUUCUUUUUUAUUUUGAUGAGUAGGUUUAUUAAUUUUCUUUGUCAUUACCCUGAAAUUUUCCUUUGUCUUCCUAAGUUUAGAACAGUCUGUUAUAUCUUGAUAUCACUUUGAAUUCCUCUCCAUAUACAAGUUUGUAGCUGCACCAUUUAUUCUUCCUUUUUACUUUGAAGUUAUCACUUACAGAUUGACUUCUCUGGUUUCCCUGUUUUCAGUCUUGUAGCUUUAUUUUUGAGAAUUCUUUGUCUUGGUUGGUGUCUGGGUGAUGCUGUCAUGUGCCUUAAACUCAGACUGUUGUCUGAUGUCGUUUCUCUGUCUGAAGACUCCUCUUUAAUAUUUCUUCUAAGGUUGAUUUGGUUUUUUACAAAUUCCCUUACUUUCUGUUUACCUGGAAAUGUUUUAAAGUUUCGCCAUUGUAGUUGAGAGACAGUUUUUCUGGAUAUAUAAUUCUUGGUUGGCAAUUUUUUUCUUUCUGUGUUUUAUAUGUCAUCCUACUGCCUUCUUACCAACAUAGUUUCUGCCGAGAAAAGAAAGCUUGCUCUUAUUGGUUCCCCUUUGCAGGUGACAAUUUAUGUUUCCUGAGCUGCUCUCAGGAUUCUUUGGUUUUGGAAAAUUUGAUUGUGCUAUGUCUUGGUGACUUUCUUUUGGGGUCUAUCCUGUAUGAGGUUUACUGAGCUUCUUGGGUGGGCUCUUCUUUCAUGAUAAUAUUAGUGAAGUUUUCUGCCAGCAAAUCUUCAAAAUUUUUCUUUUUGUCUUCUCCUGGAGUUCCUAUCACACAAAAAUUAUUCUUCCUGACAGGAUUUCUUUUUCUUUUUUCUUAAUGUUCCUCAAACAAAUUAGUAUCAAAGGAUUUGUCCUCUAUUUUGCUGAUUCUGUCUUCCAUUGAUUCAGUUCUACUCGUAUGUCCUUCCAUUGAGUCAUCUGAGAUUUUAUUGUUGAUCUUCUGGAUUGCUGUUUUUGUAUGGUUUCUAAUUGUCUAUUUUGCCAUUUUGUUCUUGUAUUGUUUUCCUGAAUUUUUAGAAUUUUGCCUGUGUUUUCCUUGAUCUCUUUCUUGAUCUAUUGGAGGAUCCUAUAUAUAAGUCUUUUGAAUUCCUUAUCUGGUAAUUCCAUUACCAUUUCUUCCUAGGAAGAUUUUCUGGCCCUUUAUUUUGGUCACUUGGUUGAGCCAUCUUUUCCUGCUUUUUUAUGUGAUUUGAUGUUGUCCGUUGUCUCCAAGGCAUUAAGGUGUUAUAUUUAUUGUAUGUUUGUUUGCUUAGCCCUGGUUUCUUGUUUUGUUUUUAUGUUUCCAGGCAGACGGGGCAGACAUGCUAAUUUGGUCGGCACUGGGGUGCUCAUCACCUGUUUCUGGCUAGCACACAUGGGUGCCUGGGCACUUCUUGUCUGCUGCAGCCAGCAUUUGGGACCUGCCCCCAACCAACUGCAAAGAGAAGUGGGGCACCUGGGGUCCAGCCGAGUGGGAGACCUCCUGCUGAUACUCCACUGUUCCACUGCCUCAUGCAUGUCACCCACCCUGGAGGUCAGAGACUGCCACUUGUGGGUAUACCUGACUCUGGAUCCUGGCUCCCUCUCUGCUCUGUGGACAGCAGGAUCCCUGGAAUUCUCACCCUCCUGUGUUUUCCUUCCUUGGAUUUGAAUCAUGAUCUGCUCAGCUUGUUUCUCUCCAGGUGUGUUUAUAUAGUCUCUGUCUCUUAUGAGCAUGCUGUGAAGUUGCCUUCCUAUACUCCUCACCCGAGGUUGCUGCAGGCUUUGUCUCAAGAUGGCCACGUUGAGCCGGGAUGGCUGGCAGCACUGCUCUGCUCCAUUCCAGUCCUCUUUUGCAGCUGCAUUCAGUUUUUUCUUCCAGUCACUGUUGCAUUUUUUAUCCUUCCUUUUUAAUGUUCAGGGUUCCAAGAUUAUUACCUGGGUCUGUUUCACUUGGCUUCUCGGGUCAUUGCUGUAGAGGGACAGAAUGGUGCAUCUGACUAAUCUGCCAUCUUGGCUCUUCCCCUCCAUAGGAAUUUUUUUUUAAGUGAUUUUUGGUGGGUUAUCUGUGUUGGUAAAGAGAAGAGUUAACAGGCAGAUUCCAGUUCACAGAGAAGGAUCACAGGUUCAGCUCUUCAAUUUCAUCAGAUCACAAUAUCUUCAAUCCAAAUUUUUUAACUCUUCCACUUUGCUAAGUAUGUCUUCAGGGUGACAUUUGGUUAGUAUGUUUAUAUCUUGUGGCUGACUACAGGAAUUUAUGAUAAAAACAUAAAUUCUCUUUUAAGAAUUACCUUACUAUGUUGGUUCCCUUUUAUCUUGGAGAAUUUAUAAUACAAGGUAUUUUUUGAGGUAAAGCUCACUGAUUAAUGUCCUUUCCAGCAUUUCCUCAAUGAUGGGAAGAAUCUUAGGUGACUGAUAACUGUUACAAAUGGAUACCCUCUAAGGAGAAUUUAAUGCUUUUCAACAUGGCAAAAUAGAAGAGUUAGGUAGCAGAGAAAAAAUGUUGCCUUUUAUCUACUGACCAGAAAACUGAGCUGAGCAUUGAACUAAGCUUGUGCUGUUUUUCAGUGAAAUGUACUCCUAGAAAUCAUGACUUGCAGUCAUGAAAAGCUCUAAUUUUUCCCAGAAAAACUGAACACCUGUAGUUUCUAUCUUAGGGAAAUGGCUCAGUAUUCCAUAGGGAGAGGAGGGCAAUAAUUUGUUACUCUUUUUCUUCAGAGGAACUUUCUAGCACAUCUGGUUCACCACUGACUUCUCAAAUAUGUUGUCUGGGUGUCUUCUAAAGGCUCAGGAUGAAUUUUUUGCUUCUCUGUGGCGAAUUCUAGGCAUGAUAUGAAAGGGUGUCCAAAGUGAUGCUUCCUUUUACUCUGAGCAGUAGUUGCCCAUAUUUUAGUCACUUCAGGCUGAAUUCAUCUGGCCCCCAACUGAGUGCUAUAUCCAGAUGUGUCCAGAUGAGCACCAUGCUGGAAGUUUCUACAUAUCCUGGAGGCCACCCCAACUGUUACAACUCAAAAGUCACUCCUAUCCUGGACAGACCUCCUUGGGAAAAAAAAAAAAAAAAACAUUGACUCCCAAAGGACUCAACACUAUUUGGUCUUCAAA
This is a messenger RNA of Loxodonta africana (African savanna elephant), 17265 nucleotides long. RefSeq names its product MAPK activated protein kinase 5 (gene MAPKAPK5). NCBI's taxonomy places the organism in Eukaryota, Metazoa, Chordata, Mammalia, Proboscidea, Elephantidae. The transcript is spliced from 15 exons. The coding region runs from base 109 to 1524 and encodes 471 amino acids. Gene Ontology annotation, biological process: Ras protein signal transduction; negative regulation of TOR signaling; peptidyl-serine phosphorylation. Gene Ontology annotation, cellular component: cytoplasm; nucleus. Gene Ontology annotation, molecular function: ATP binding; mitogen-activated protein kinase binding; calcium-dependent protein serine/threonine kinase activity. The record is from RefSeq and is a predicted model, not a curated record.